GCUGGCAAAAGGAAAGUUUCUUUGCUAAUAAGUAAUAAGUAUCCCAAUAGUUAAAUACAAUAAUAGUAUUAAACAUCAUUUCAAAGAAGAAGUAGCCCAUGUUUAAGCCAUGGUCGUUUCGUUACCUAAGCCUAGCGAUAUUAUAAAUACUAAUUCUUUUGCACACAUAAUGCGUCCCAUCAUUGUAAAAUUAACACAUAUUUCUGAUUUUUUUCGAUCAGAUACAUGUAUAUACACACAUAUUAUUUGAUAAAACAGAAAUGAGGACUUCACUGGCAUUUUCUUGUUCAUUGAUUGUACUCCUAUUGUUACUCUCUCAGCCUUUGCCAAUUUCAUCUGAAAAUAAGGAGAGUGAACGAAGACUUGCACAACACGGUGACUCCAAUCCGUUGGAUCAUCAUGACUCUCUUCGAGUUUUCAUGAGGAAAGCUCGUUUUGGUGGUGUUGGUGGUGGUAGUCGUGGUGGUGGUCGUAGCCACCGUCGUGUCCCCAGUAGUGGUCAUGGUGCGGGUGGAUCAUCCGCUACUAGUCGACCUUGUCUCUCGAUGGCAUUGCGCUACGGUUCCACGGUCGCGAGCUCAAUUCUGUUGAUGUUCUUCGCCUUCUAAUUAAACUCUUUUUUUUUUUAACCUUUCAAUUUAAUAAUUUAAUUUGUGCCUUGCGAAAACACUAUGUCAACAACCUGAUGCAUAAGCACACAUAGCAGGAGGGUUCAUAAGCUGAUAACAGAAGAAACUUUCAAUAUUGCAUAUAAAUGACACACAAACGUUUUCAAAUCUCUGAAAACAACUGCAAAGCAACUUUAUUGGUACAAGUCAAAGCAACACAGUUCCAAAGAAACAGAAAUCAAGCAGAGUAGAUGGGGCGUCUGUAUUCAUCAAA
This is a messenger RNA of Arabidopsis thaliana (thale cress), 882 nucleotides long. RefSeq lists its product as uncharacterized. The coding region runs from base 261 to 608 and encodes 115 amino acids. The transcript has a single exon. The record is from RefSeq and is marked reviewed. Lineage: Eukaryota; Viridiplantae; Streptophyta; Magnoliopsida; Brassicales; Brassicaceae.